GGCGCGGGCAGCCCGCCCCGCAGGGACCGGGCCGGGGCCGGGGUCGCCGCGGCGGAUCGGGGGACACCGCGCCCGGCGACCGUAAGGGGCCGUAGUCACCCACGCGUGUGGGCACAGCGUGGGGUGGAAAGGUUUUGAUUAAUGUGACUUUAUCUCAUAAGCAUACAACAAAGAACAAUGAAGGAUUGCUUUGUAAAUUCCACAGAAAAGGACCUCUCCGAUGCUGAAUCUGCAAGAAAAGGGUACGACAACCCUUCUUUCCAACAUGAUGAAAAUCUUGAACAAAGUGACCAGUUAAAGCCCAGAAAAAAAAGGAAGGAAAAUGAGAAGGCAGAGAAAAAGGUGGUUGGCAUUUUUGAAUUGUUUUGCUACGCUGAUUGGGUGGAUGUCCUUUUGAUGGUAGUUGGUUUGAUCGCAGCUGCUGCAAAUGGUACUGGAUUGCCACUUAUGAUCAUUGUCUUUGGAGAGAUGACAAACAGCUUCGUGCUAAGCGGCGUGAAAUCAAACAUGUCAGAAGAUACUUCAGUAAAUAGUUCCAGCUGUCCAUCAAUUCCAGGCGUAGAUAUAGAAGCUGAAAUGACAAAGUUUGCUUACUACUACGUGGGAAUUGGCUGUGCUGUGUUGAUCCUGAGCACCAUCCAAGUGUGGACGUUUUUGAUUGCUGCUACGAGGCAGACAGCCAGGAUCCGGCAGAAGUUCUUUUUUGCAGUGCUCCAUCAGGAGAUGGCUUGGUUUGACACUACCCAGAUAGGAACGCUGAACACCAGGCUGACAGAUGACAUCAACACCAUCCACGAAGGCAUCGGAGACAAGAUCUGUAUAUUUGUACAGUUUUUUGCCACAUUUCUGGCAGGGAUUAUUAUAGGAUUCAUCCACGGGUGGAAGCUGACACUGGUGAUUUUGUCAGUCAGCCCUCUGCUUGCUGCGUCAGCAGCAGUUUGGUCAACUCUCCUGGCAUCCCUUACUGCUAAAGAGCUGUCUGCUUAUGCCAAAGCAGGAGCUGUGGCAGAAGAAAUUUUGACAGCAAUCAGGACUGUUGUAGCUUUCAAUGGACAGCAAAAGGCACUGGCAAAAUAUGAUGCUAACUUAGAAAUGGCUAGAAGUGUUGGAGUGAAAAAAUCCAUUACGACCAACACAUCUCUAGGUGUUUCACAGUUUCUUAUCUUUGGAUCCUAUGCACUUGCAUUUUGGUAUGGAACCAAGCUCACUGCCGAGGAGGAAGAUUAUGACAUUGGCCGUGUGUUAAUUGUGUUCUUCUCUGUGCUCAUCGGAGCCUUCUCCCUGGGCCAGGCGGCUCCCAACCUGGAGAGCGUGGCUAAUGCACGUGGGGCUGCCUAUGAAGUAUAUCAGAUUAUCAAUAAGAAACGGCUCAUAGAUAGCAGUUCUAAGGAAGGCUACAAACCAGACAAACUCGUAGGAGAAAUUGAAUUCAGAAACAUCCAUUUCAGUUACCCAUCCAGACCUGACGUUAAAAUCCUCAAAGGUCUAAAUUUAAGAGUUCAAACUGGGAAGACCAUUGCUUUAGUUGGUGCCAGUGGCUGUGGAAAAAGCACUACUGUUCAGUUGCUGCAGAGAUUCUACGAUCCUGUCCAGGGAGACAUUACCUUAGAUGGUCAGGAUAUUCGGACGCUUAAUGUAAAGUGGCUAAGAGAAAAUAUUGGUGUUGUGAGCCAGGAGCCUGUUUUGUUUGCAACAACAAUAGCUGAGAACAUUCGCUACGGCCGAGAAGAUAUUUCUGAUGCUGAAAUUGAGCAAGCAGCCAAGGAAGCCAAUGCUUUUGACUUCAUAUCUAGGCUGCCUGAUAAAUUUAACACGAUGGUAGGUGAAAGAGGGGCUCAGCUGAGCGGGGGACAGAAGCAGCGAAUAGCUAUUGCCCGUGCCCUGGCACGAAAUCCCAAAAUUCUUCUUCUGGAUGAAGCUACAUCUGCACUUGAUACUCAGAGUGAAUCCAUAGUGCAAGCAGCUCUCGAUAAGGCUCGGGCUGGCCGUACCACCAUUGUGAUUGCUCACAGACUGUCUACCAUCAGGAGUGCUGACACCAUUGCUGGAUUUGAGAAAGGCAUCGUGGUUGAACAAGGAACACACAGUGAACUCAUGUUGCAGAAGGGAGUCUACUAUUCUCUUGUAAUGCAGCAGGGUUGCAGCAAUAAUCUUCAAGGUGAUGGGACUUCAGAAGAAAGUGAAGACACAGGGGCUGAAGAAUAUGAGGAAAAUGGCAGAAAUGAUCGUGUGGAGGACCUGACUCUUCAAGAUCAUUUUGAAGAAUCGGCGAUCUCUGGGAGAGGCAGCAUUCGAAGAAGAUCCAGCAGAUACAAGAGCAAGAGGUGCUCUUCUAAGAAAAAGUUCUCUGGGAAAAAGAAAAAAAAAGAGCUUGAGGAAGAAAAUCUCCCUGCUGUGCCUUACUCAAGAAUCUUGGCUCUGAACAAACCUGAGUGGAUGUAUGUACUGCUGGGAGUCAUUGCUGCUGCCGUCUCAGGUGGGGUCCAUCCUGCAUUCGCUGUUAUAUUUGGAAAAAUCAUUGGGGCUUUUCAAGAAACCGAUCCAGAAAAGAGGAGUAAAAACACUUUGGUGCUUUCUUUAAUGUUUCUUUUACUUGGAGUGAUUACCUUAGCAGCAUACAUAAUCCAAGGAUUCAUGUUUGGGAAGUCUGGGGAAAUACUAACAAUGAGACUGCGCUCUUUGUCCUUCAGAGCAUUGCUUCAGCAGGAGGUUGGAUGGUACGAUGACCAGAAAAAUGCUGUUGGUGUUCUGCUAACUCGGCUUGCUACAGAUGCUUCCCAAGUCAAAGGGGCAACUGGAAGCCGACUUGGACUGAUGACUAUGACUGUCUUUACCCUUCUGACUGCCAUCAUUAUUGCUUUUGUAUACGGCUGGCAGUUAACUUUGCUUAUCCUGGCCUGCAUUCCUUUCGUUAUUGCUACAAAUGCUGCGAGAGUUAGCUCUGUGUCUGGUCAUGCCGCAAAAGAUCAAAAGGCUUUGGAAGAGGCUGGACGAAUUUCAACAGAAUCCGUUGAAAACAUACGAACUGUAGCUUCACUGACCAGGGAAGAAGCAUUUUAUGAAAGAUACGUUACAAGUUUGAAUGGUCCAUAUAGAGAUUCUCUGACAAAAGCCCCCUUCUAUGGAUUUACCUACGGAGUAGCUCAGUGUGCAAAUUACUUCAUUAAUGCAGCAGUCUUCAGAUUUGGGGCAUGGCUCAUUGCCCAUUGUCUGAGCAACUUUGAAAAUGUAUUUAUAGUCUUCUCUUCCGUCAUAUUUGCCGCUAUGAAUGUUGGUCAGUCUUCUUCCCUGGCACCAGAUUACGGCAAAGCUAAAAUGUCAGCUCAAAGAAUCUUUCAGCUUCUGGACAGAAAACCUCUAAUUGACAGCUAUAGUGAAGAAGGUGAAAAAUUGAGCAAUUUUGAAGGAAACAUUGAAUUCAGAAACGUCCAUUUCGUAUAUCCAACAAGGCCAGAAGUUCAAGUUUUGCAAGGACUCAAUGUGAAGGUUAACAAAGGACAGACCCUGGCGUUAGUAGGAAGCAGCGGCUGUGGCAAAAGCACAUCCAUUCAGCUCUUGGAGAGAUUUUAUGACCCCAUGGGAGGACAAGUGUUAGCAGAUGGAUUUGAUACCCGAUCUUUGCAUUUACAAUGGCUGAGGUCCAGGCUGGGCCUGGUGUCACAGGAGCCCAUUUUGUUUGACUGCAGCAUUGCUGAAAAUAUUCGAUAUGGAGACAACAGUAGGGUUGUUAGUCAGGAGGAAAUUGAAGCAGCAGCUAAAGCAGCAAACAUUCAUGCCUUCAUUGAAAAACUGCCAGAGAAGUAUAAUACCCGGGUGGGUGAGAAAGGAACACAGCUUUCCGGAGGUCAAAAACAAAGAAUCGCAAUUGCCCGUGCUCUGGUUCGUAAUCCUGCCAUUCUGCUUCUGGACGAAGCUACAUCUGCUCUUGACACAGAAAGUGAAAAGAGGUCACCAUCACCUAUCAUGGAAAGAAAAGUGUCUGCACUUGCAUCCCUUUUGGCACGUUCCUCGCACUUGCUUACGUAGAGCAUUCUCACGCUGCAAUAGCUGGACAGACCCAGUAGCAGCUACGUAUGUUAAGGAUAAACAGAUAAAGGUCUUGAAGUAAGAUGCUUGGCAGCACUGUGUCACGUCGUUCCUUAUGGAAAGGCAGGCAUGGGUUUCGGUUGGGACCAGAAGGAGGAGGCGCCGAUGUGACGGAGAGAGCGUGUGUGCACCGCUCUGGGUUGCGGCAGCCGCGUGGGGAAAGAGCAGUGCCUGACGGCUGUGCCCUGGGAGCAUCCUCUGCUCUUACCUGAUUAAAAAGGGGAAAUAGGAAACGCAAGUAAAUAGCGUUGUUUUACUUAAGUUUACAAGUGAGAUGUUAUGUACCAUAAGAACACACUGAUUUAUCUCAAUACAAACAUACUAAAAGCCACUCAUAUCACAGCCCAGUUCAAAAGAUCAUCUGCAGAUCUGAGAAAAACACCAGACAAAAGCAAGUCCUACCCAACACAAAAGAGAUGGUGAGCAAGGAAACAGUAAAAUCCCAGCCACCCGUAAGAAUGACCAAAAAAGCACACUGCCAUGCCUGCCUGCUUAAAGACAGACUGAGACGGAUGACUCCAUGAGAUAUAAAUAGAUUAAUACACUCAGCUUGUAGGCACUAAUAACAAACUCCGAUGGUUUAGUUCAGACCAUCUAAGUCACCUUCCCAGCUAGAUGUGCCCAUACAGCUUGUAGGCUGUCUCCGACUAAAAGCAGACCUAAAUUCAGAGAUAAAUGGAUGUUAAAAGCACACUUUCAGCACCAAACCGUAGACUGAUACAGAGAUCAAAAGAAUUAGCCCUGACAGAAAAGAAAAACCUAUAAGGACCCGUCUUAAGAGCAGAGGAUUUGUUGGCCCCAUCACUCUCUGUCCUGUGCUGCCAUCUACCCCAGAUGUCGGAGUUAAAAAAAGAUUUCCCUUAUCCCUGCCCAAGCAGGGGCUGGUGUUCUCCAAACAUGCCCACAAUAUAACAAGUCACUGCUCGUGUCACUGAGGACUUCACCCCUAAAAUGACUGCCACAAGGACAGUGAUGAAGGAAACACAUCAGCCCAUGCUCGUCAAGGAACGCCAAAGGCCUCAUUCAUGACAAGCUCAGACAUGUGCUUUAUGCCAGCACUGAUCCAAGCCUCCUGUGGAAUUAUUAAGGUAUGAUGUCUGAAAAAAGAGAGCGAAGAUGUCAGAGAAGGCAUUCAUAAGGGAUUUUUGGAGAAAGAACUGAGUGUUUCUUAACCACUUGACUCCAUUGUAGUACCAUACGUAGCUGUUAGAUUUGGCUAAAACUUUGCAAUCGUUAGUCUAGUUACAAUGUUAAUUACUAACGCAGACUGAAGCCCCAGAGAUGGGAUAAGUAGUUGACAGAAGUGUGUGAACUAGAGGGCACAGGACCCGAUUCUCUUUAUGGCCUCAAAGAGUUAAUUGUCCUCUUGUUUUUAUGAGCAUUGGAGCGCACUAAUCCCAGUGGGUGUGGAUGUUUCCCAUUCCUGAAUGUGCUAUUUCAGUCUGAAAUACCUGUCGGCAAUUCAGGAAUAACGGUGUUUGCAAAACAGUAAAUUAAUAUAAUGUUUAUCAUCACGUGCUUUUUCCUAAAUGUCUACUUUCCUCUGCAGCCUAUAAAAUUUCAAUUUAUAUUCAUCUAAAGCCUGUGAAGUACGCACCAUCAUAGAGAAGUUAUUAAAUAACGCUGGUUGUAUGGCUGGAAGGAAAGCUUCCAUUAAAAUUGCAAUUUGCAGCCCUUGUACUUUUAGCAACUAUCUUCUAUUUAAGGAGUGGGGAGGAAAGAACAAUUGGAGUAUUUUUAGGGUCAGCUGAAAUACUAGUACAUCAAUGUGUACCUGGAUUAGGUUUAUGAGUUUAAUUAAGAUUUGCAGAGUUUGCAAAAUUCCGCUAAACAAUCUGUGGCAGGCAAUACCUAACCUGUACUUUCUUGGCUACCAUCAACACACGGUGUACCGCUGACUUUUCACUUACGUGUUUGCAAGCAGGGAUGUGUCAUAGAGCUCUUGUCAUACUGAGCUGUAGGAAAAUUCCUAUCACACCUGGGAGCGGGCCUAUUUGAAUGUUAAUGGUCAGUGACUUCAUCUAAUUAGUAAGGGAAAUGCUAAGAAAAUAUGUGGGAUCGUUAAGGUCUGCUCACCUGACAUUGCUGGGGGGUUUGAAGUGAAACUGCUCUCCUGGACUGUGUCUGCUCUAGGAAAAUAGCUGCCCUUGUAACACCAGUUAAAAAAAAAAAAAAUAAACAAAACAGAUCUUGAUCUGCUAGUUCCUACCAUAUAGAUAUCAGCAAAAGAGCUAAUAACCUAUUGCCGAUGGAGUUUGGGUUUCAAGGGUUAAAUGUCUUCUCUGGAUGAGGCUCAUGCCUCCCCUUCCACGAAGAAGCGUUUUGUUACAGCAGUGCCCCAGCUCUGCCUCCAUUUAGGGCUCUCCCACCGCCUGCUUCCAGGGGCACUCUACCCAGGGAACUCAUUUUUUCUAAGGAGAAACAACCAAAAGCAGAAGCUUUUCAUACAGUUUAUCUGGAGCCGUCGUUGUGUCUUGCUGAAGAAGAAAAUAAAGUGACAGCUUUUUCAAGGUAUUUCCAAGCUCUUCUGUUUGCAAAUGGGCUUGGAUUAUACUGGAGAAAUGUGGUUUGGCAGUUGCUACAGCUGUACCCAAACAGUACGUGAACCAGUCAAGACAGUGGAUGAAAGUCACCACAUGACUUCUUUCUCUGUAUCCAUACUGCUGCAUGUAGGGAAAAUUUGACAUCGUAAAACAUCUUCUCCACGUCUGAGACAUUAAUGUGUGUCUAAUAUCUUCAAAAUAGUUAGGCAAGAAAAGAAAUAGCUAGGCAACAAGGCUACAAACAGCAUAAAUGUAUUUUCUUCUCAUAAAAUAUACCUGAGGGGCUGCUUUUGCUAAGUCCUGACCCUUAGGUAUUUGUAAAGGACUGAUAGUUUUCUAUGCAAAGGUAGAAGAAUGCAGUUGCCUCGCUAUUCUUUACCAACCUCCAGCUGCCCUAUAUAUAAGCCUUACCACAGAUUGCCCAUCACCCUGACAUUUUCCAGGGUUAUAGCUCUCCCUGACUGUUCUCUUCCAGUUGCCUGGGCUGCUUUUCCUCCUCAAGCACCUUCCCUUGCCCACACAGCAGAUGCUGCACCAUGUGGUCCGAUGCAAAAGGACCAACAGAGAUGAGAGGGGAAGUGCCAAAAGCAAUAGCGGUGCAAAAGGAUUACUUUCUAAAAUUAACAAAAGUUUCUCAGCAGAAGACCGGUCAUUGCUCUCAGUAAGUGAAUCAUUUACACUGGAUUGCUUCCAUCUGCCUCUGCGCUUUGUCAUCUAGACUGGAAGCAGCUCUUGUCUACCUGAGACCCUAGCAGUCAUCUUCUCAUUUUAGCAUUUCUUGCCUACCUGGCUCAUCAGCAGUUAUGGCCAGGAACUAUUUUCUGAAGCAUGACUUUCCAUCUGGAAAUAAUAAUUUGCCGUGCCCUUAGGGAAGCUCACACAUCCGCUUGAGUUAUCCCCAGCCUGUCCAACGACACCGGUAUCACAUGCUCCAAAGCAAACUCGCUAAGCCUUCCUGCAAUUCUCCUGAAGAUGCCAACCUUUAUUUUACUGAAUGCUUUCUCAGAAAGAUAUUCUAAAGUCGUGUUAGCUCAACAAAUAGAUUUUGUGGACUUGUUUGAAUUGACCAUUGUAUAUUUCCUUGCUGUGCUGUUGCCACAGGAGUAACAUCCUCAUUUCUUUCUAAUCGUUAUGAACGUCAUCUGUGACUACUGCCUUCUCCUAUGCAGUCCAAAGCAAAAACACCUUGCAGUUAAUCAAUCACCACUGGAAUAGUUCCUUUUGUUACGGUCCUUGAGGUUUGCAAGAAUGACCUGAAUAUGGCCAUUUUUGUGGAAAUAAUUGUUGAAGCUCACCCCUGGUUGCAAAAGGCUAUCCUCCACCUUUGAUCCACCACGGGCAGCAUUCGCAGAGAAUGCACAUGGUAUUCUACCAAGAGGGAAACAAGGGGGAAACAGGCACUACCGUGGGACACUUACCACUCAACUGCAGACAUUUAGGGCUGAAGCAAUCAAUCAGAUGAUUGCCUUUAAAGCUCCUCUAGGAUGUGACUCAUCUGUUUCCACAUAUCUGUCUGAGCAUACCGUGAACUACACCAGGGAAGUGCCUAUUUCUUACCAUAAAUCUAAAUGGGGAGUCUCAGGUUUUGUUCAGAUUAUACAUUUAUCUUAGGUGAAGGGAGUUCCGCUCUGAAUGUUUGAUCUUUCUUAAAGAGACAGCUAGGUUAACUUACCAGUCCGCAAAGACGUUUUGGAGGUCCUAACCAGGAAGGCACUGGGGAGCGCACUCUGCAGACAAGGAGUACUUCGAGGAAGGGGAAGGGCAUCUGCAGUGCAGGAGGGUGAAAUUUCUUCAUCUAGUUCUUAGCAGUGCAGGAAGGUUGGAGCAAAGGACCAACAUUCAGGAGACAGGAAUUAUUUAUCCUGAAUGUGUAAGAUGGAAAAGAGAAUUACAGAUUGCAAAAGCAUCCAAAAUGGCUUAUAAUAAUGAGCGAAUUAGCAGAAUCUGGAUUAUUUUUUUCCCUCUGGAUGGCAUGAGGGGAAUUCUAAACAGGGAGUUAACGUUUUCAGGGAUCAAAAUAAAUGGUGUCUCUGACAAUCCCAUGCAUCGCCUGGUUUUUAUAAAACCACACUACAAAUGGUACGUGGAGUUCCCAUUUUCACAUCUGCUAUUCGUAUGAACAGACACCUGGCAAUGUAGUAUAUGUGUAGUUUCAGUGGAAACUCAACCAAACAACUAUCACUUUAUCAGCACUAAUGGUCUUAGUUAUAAACCCAGUACAUAUGUUUUAUUUACUGUAAAUGAAGUGUAUAUCAGCAACACUGAAUACGAAAAUGAAAUUUUAAUGGACCACUUUUAUGAUGCUAGAGCAAUGUGAAGAGACAUCUGUAAUGUGAUUUACUUUUUAAUAUUCAGUAAUGUAGUUUUAGUUGGAAUAAAUAGGGUUCCCAAUAAAGACUCACAUGACUAUUUUCUUCAAUUUCUUAUUUCACACAUACUUUAAGACCUGGAGCAACUUUUUCCAUGAAUUUAUGCCAAUACCCAAUACUUUUGGGACUCUUCC
Molecule: messenger RNA, 9132 nt
Organism: Chroicocephalus ridibundus (black-headed gull)
Lineage: Eukaryota; Metazoa; Chordata; Aves; Charadriiformes; Laridae
Gene: ABCB5
Product: ATP binding cassette subfamily B member 5
Exons: 29
Coding region: 178-4026 (1282 amino acids)
Biological process (GO): transmembrane transport
Cellular component (GO): membrane
Molecular function (GO): ATP hydrolysis activity; ATP binding; ABC-type oligopeptide transporter activity
Source: RefSeq, a predicted model, not a curated record